UACUGUUUGACCCCUAGGUUUCUACGAAACCACCCACCCCAUUCCUCUAGAUUACUCGAGCCGCAGACAAAGUGAUUUCACAGAGCGUAAACCAUCGCCUUUUCUCAAUCUCCAUGACUGCCACCUAGAAGUCGUCAUCCACUGCAGGGAAACCCCAAACCCCUCACGCCGUGGUAUCCCGCGCGUUAUCGUCAACCCCUAUCGCGCAAACACUGCUAGAAUCCCUGUUGCAUUCGUCAUCAGACCCCAGGUCGCCCGGAAAUAGCAUCUCCAGCUGCCUGAUGCGACAAGGCCCAGCCCUGAGGAGGACAGCAUCAAGCCAGCCUGUUUGCCAGUCCUCGCAGUCGGGCAGGUAGCAAACUUCUGCCGUCAGCCUCUCCUUCCUGUCUAUUUUUUUUUUCCUUUUGAAAUUUCAACCAAACCGUUCGCAAACCAUUCCCGACCCAUCCGAAGCCUCGCCCACCGUCGCCCACCAUGGCCUACCUCCUCUACAGCGUCGCCCUCCUCGUCAUGAUCGUGGGGACGGCCCUCUACAUGACGCGCGCGCGGUGGCAGCACCACCUCGACGAGCUGCCGAUCCCCGGCCGCGACUUCAUCUACGCCCGCCUGCCGGGGUCGUCCUUUGCCGACGACGCCGAGGCCGGCCUCAGCUCGGCCAACUUCGACCUCGGCGCCAACAUCGAGGGCGGCGACUCGCGCGCGGGGCUGGACGACGCCGCAAAGGCCGAGAUCCUGCGCAUCAUGAAGAAGCGCCGCCUCCGCUUCGACGACGCCCGCCGCGUAUACCUCGAGGACCGCUUCCGCGCCAACGGCAUCGGUCCCGACGGCAGGCCCAAGGACCCCAAGUUUGUCAGCUUCUCGUAGGCCCCCCCGUUCUCGAGCCUGGGGUCCGUGCUCGAAUGAGAGCGGCGACUAUAUCUGGGGCCGCAGAAGAUGGGGAGGAAGAUACGACCCUUGGCUGUAAGCCGCCACGCGGCGCAAGCUGAUUCAAUAUCGACACAACGACUUCAACCCACCAAGACUCUCAAGCAGAGUUGAAUCAUCUCCUAUAUAUCGAAACUCUGCCUAUGCGCUAUCACCAAGCACCACCACUUUCCUUUGUUCAUUUGAGAUUCUUUGCGUCCUUUUCUCGUCGUCGUUUUCAUGGGGCUUUCCCUGGAAUAGGGUCUCUGGCGUUUCUUGGUUUGGUAUCCCUUUUCUUGUUUUAGUCAAAUGGUUACACCCGUUCUCGGUGGGAGAGAUAUGAUUAAAGUCGGUGCGCCGAAUAGGGCGGACUGUUGAGAGGGCGGUCACGUUUAUAUGGGUUGGACAUUUCUCGCCCUCGAAUUCCUAGGCUUAUACCCAUGUAUCUUGGUGUCUAGGUACAUACCUGAGCGACAGCCUUGUCGCAUCUCCAUUUUCCUACGCGUCUUUUGCUUCAGAAUCUGUAAUACUAGGUCCCAGUCCAAUUGUUCGUCGACUCGUUGCGCUGUCACUGCACAUGUGCCUCAGCGCAAAGUCUUGGUGUCAGUUUUCAUUGCCCUGCCUUUCCUCUUGUUGACAUCAUUACGGUAUUAUAAUAUACGAACAGUACUGGGUGCAAAAGGCCCAAAGGGCCAAAGUGCCCGUCAACUGUGCUGUCCUCGACAAAGUCCCUGAUCCGGUCAUAUGUAUAUACAGAUAAUAGAAAAAACAAGCCGUAUACAAAGUGUAUGAUUGAGCUGUCGUUGCUCUCUGCUCGGUCCACCUUUUUGUUCUGUAACAAUAGCGGCCGAGUCGGGACAUUGAAAACA
This is a messenger RNA of Gaeumannomyces tritici R3-111a-1, 1772 nucleotides long. RefSeq lists its product as hypothetical. The coding region runs from base 475 to 864 and encodes 129 amino acids. The record is from RefSeq and is a predicted model, not a curated record. Lineage: Eukaryota; Fungi; Ascomycota; Sordariomycetes; Magnaporthales; Magnaporthaceae. The transcript has a single exon.